AUGGGCGGCGGAACAUCACUAUGGGCUUCUCCCGACUGGAAGAAGGACCCAAGGGAGAUCUUCAACUCCAAGCUUCUUCUGUUAGGCAUCACAAUAGCCUUUGCGGGAUGUUCAUAUGGCUUUGACCAAGGAAAUAUCGGAGGCAUCAUGACGUUUCCAUCAUUUCGGCGGGCCUUCGGCUUUGAUACUAUCAGUGAAGAAGAGGCGAAUACGCGAGAGGGAAAUAUAGCCGCCAUGCUGGCUGCCGGUGGUACUGGAGGUGCUUUGCUAGCAGCGCCUCUGUCCGAUUUCCUUGGGAGGAAGAAAGCUGUCACGUCAAUGGCCGCUCUGUUCCUCGUUGGCUGCUCGAUGCAGGAGGUUCCCAACUUGAACGUUCUUUACGCCGGGAGACUCUUGGCUGGUGUGGCCAUCGGAGCGACCUCCAUGUUGGCUCCCCAGUACCUGGCAGAAAACUCCCCAAAGUCUAUCAGAGGCUCCCUUACCACAUCCUAUAACCUGAUGAUCAUCCUGGCGCUUGCUAUUGCCUUUUGGGUGAACUAUGCAGUCAGCCUUUGGCCGAAUCAGGAUCCCGACAACAACAAGGCUUGGCAGUUGGCUCUUGGCAUUCAAUUAAUUCCCGGCUUUUUUCUAUUCGCUCUUAUUUGGUUCGUCGUUGAAACCCCCCGAGCCCUCAUUUCGAAAGGCAAACAAGAGCGUGGCCUCAAGAAUCUGUGCAAGCUGAGAGGCCUGCCCGUCGAACACCCAUACGUACACCAAGAGUAUCUGGAGAUCCUGGCGCAGUCAGAAGCCGAGCAAAGCCAAGCAAAGGGCCAUGGCUACAUUGUGGUUGUGAAAGACAUCGUCACCAACGCUAGUAACAGGCGAAGACUAUUCCUCGCUGUAAUGCUCUUCCUUUUCCAUAAGCUAACAGGUACUGACUCUUUGAACUACUUUGCGCCACAAAUCUUCGCCAUGAUUGGAGUUCCCAAAGGGUCGAGUUCUCUCUUGACAACUGGAGUCUAUGGAGUUGUGAAGCUUGUGACAACAAUCGUUUACGUCACUGUUAUUGUCGAUCGAGUCGGGCGUCGUCUUCCUCUCAUGAUUGGGGCUACGAUCCAAGCUACUGCGAUGCUCUACAUCGGACUCUUCCUUCGCUUCUCCGACGUUCAGCCUGGGAGUGGGACAACUCCUGGUGGCAUCGUGGGCAUCAUCAUGAUUUACCUUUAUGCCUUUGGCUGGUCUUUCGGCCACUCUGUCGCACCAUACGUGGUGGCCGCUGAAAUCUUCCCCUCGCGAGUUCGAUCGGUUUGCAUGUCCUGCUGCCUCUUCACAAACUGGAUCGUGAACUACGGUAUAACCUCCGCCACACCGCACAUGCUGAGCACCAUGAAGUAUGGCACGUUUUUGUUCUUCUCCAUCAUGACGUAUAUCGGUGUCAUCUUCGUCUUCUUCUGUCUCCCCGAGCUCAAGGGCCGAAGCAUCGAAUCCAUGGACGAUCUCUUUGCGAAUUCGCUUUGGACUAUGUUCAAGCGUGCCUACCCCACUGAAGAUGAGAAGGUUAGGCAUGAUGUUCAGGAGCAACUGCAGCAUGAGGAAGAUAAAGGUGUGUCGCAUGUAACAAUGGUUGAGGACAGUGGCAGGCGUGCUUAAGCGAUUAGCAACUACCUCAUGAUUUGGGAAUUCGGGCCAUAAAUACGGUCUGCAAAAGGAAGAUUCUUUUGUUCUAAGCACGAAAGGAAACAUUGAUUACGUAGCGAAUGCAAAGUCAUCACUCUCCAUAAUACCUUCUGAACUACCAGAAGCUUUCCGCAAUUUUGUUCGGUGGCUUAGUCUGGG
This is a messenger RNA of Colletotrichum godetiae, 1815 nucleotides long. Its product is annotated as quinate permease. The transcript has 8 exons. Gene Ontology annotation, cellular component: membrane. Gene Ontology annotation, molecular function: carbohydrate:proton symporter activity. NCBI's taxonomy places the organism in Eukaryota, Fungi, Ascomycota, Sordariomycetes, Glomerellales, Glomerellaceae. The record is from RefSeq and is a predicted model, not a curated record. Bases 1 to 1629 code for a protein of 542 amino acids. Gene Ontology annotation, biological process: transmembrane transport; carbohydrate transport.